Molecule: messenger RNA, 2094 nt
Organism: Ylistrum balloti
Lineage: Eukaryota; Metazoa; Mollusca; Bivalvia; Pectinida; Pectinidae
Product: inter-alpha-trypsin inhibitor heavy chain H4-like
Exons: 1
Coding region: 1-2094 (697 amino acids)
Source: RefSeq, a predicted model, not a curated record
AUGCUUCAUAUCAUUGGUAUAUUCGUGUCAUUACUGAUACGCGCGUGCGGUGCUAAUGAUGUAGUGUCAUCCCCUUACAUAACAUCAUUCUUAACCGAAUCGAGUGUAUAUUCUCGAUUCGCCAAUGUGUACGUCACGGUUCAAGUUGAAAACGACGCAGACGAAAGCAGAACAGCAAUGUUUUCAAUACAGGUUCCCAAAGAAGCAUUUAUAACGAGUUUCUCGAUGGAAAAUGAUGGCCGAAUUAUUCAUGGUGUCGUGAAAGAGAAGAUAGAAGCUGAUGCUGCUUACGAGGCUGCCCGUCAGGACGGACAGACUGCAGGUCGGAUAUCAGAAGUCGCUCCGCCACCUGGACGCGCUAUGAAAAAUUUCGUAAUGUACAUGAAUGUGGCAGCAAAUUCUGACGCUAUUUUUAAACUCUCAUAUCAAGAGCUCAUUAAAAAGGUUUUGGGGACAUACACACAAAAAAUACAUAUAGAACCAAACCAAAUUGUGGAAAAUCUCACAGUCGUUGUCUCGCUUCAAGAACCACAGGGAAUUGACAAGUUCUCGUACACGCUUCCUGGUUCUGAAGUCUCUUUGACAAACUCGAUCUCCUCUCAAAAUACUUUGGUACACAUGUCCGAAAGAAAGAGGAAGCUUGUGUACACUCCAUCGCUGGCGAACCAGCUAGAUUUCUUUGGCUCCGGAAUGAAAGGUGACUUGACAAUAAAGUACACUCUGACGGCGCCACAAACCAAUGGAGGAACACUCCUUGUUAACAAUGGCGCGUUUGUCCACUUUUUUUCACCAUCUGGUUUAUCAAAGAUGAGCAAAACAGUUAUAUUUGUCAUAGACGUUAGUGCUUCCAUGAGAGGGAACAAAAUUAGACAAGUAAAGGUGGCGAUGCAUUCGAUAUUGAUACGACUUAGGACUGGCGAUUUUUUUAACAUAAUUUUAUUCAAUACUAGAGUGCACCGGUGGAGACCAGAUCCAGUGUUAGCUACCGUUACAAAUACUUACUCUGCCAUAUCAUUUGUAGAUGACAUGAUAGCCAUGGGGAGGACCAACAUCAAUUAUGCAUUGGUAUCGGGAGUUCGUGAUAUCAACAAUGCCUUUAGAAAUAGAGGAAAUCUGGUUGUGUUUCUCACGGACGGCCUACCAAACGCAGGUGAGUCGAACGAAACCCUUAUAUUAGACAACGUUCAAAGAACUAAUAGUGAUGGCUUAGUCUCUAUAUUCUGUCUCGGUUUCGGAAAUGCAGUGAGAUUCGAUUUUCUGAGACAAAUUUCCCUUCAGAAUCAAGGAAAAGCCUAUGUUAUAUACGAAGAUGAAGAUGCAAGUGUGCAACUUGAUGAUUUUUAUAGAGGUGUAGAAUCAGUCACACUUAAGAAUAUCGAAUUCCACUACCCUGCUGACCUUGUAGUGACGGAAGAUCUCACAGAUACAUCCUUUCCUAAUUUCUUCGAGGGAUCUGAAAUCGUUGUGUCUGGAUACCUUCAACCAGAAGUGGAUAUCGCAUCAAAUCCUUUGACGGCGUCGAUCAUCGCUGUUGGUGUCGACAAAGACGUAACUUUUCAUUCUACCGCCGAACCCGAGACAGGAGAAACUCUGCAUUUUGCACAGAGGCUUUGGGCGUAUAAGAAAAUAAAGGAAUAUUUAGACCUUGCUUUGAUAUCAAGUAGAGAAGACAGACACAAAUACGAACAAAAAGCACUAACUCUUUCCUUAAGAUACAGUUUUGUGACACGCCUAACUUCAAUGGUCGUCACUGGCGCAGUCAAUGCUGAAAAUAGUUGGUUAAGUGGUGUUAAUGCUGGGAUUUAUCGCAAUAUGAAGGCUAGAGCCAAACAUGAUCCGAAAAGUUAUGCUAAAUCUGGCAAUGAUUGGAAAGUCAUGACCACUGCUUUGAACGUUGCGAGGAAUCGUGUCUACGCUCACGAUGGGUUUCAUCGGAAUACAGAACGUAUAAUCAGAAAUCGGGGGAGUGAUAUGGAUAUAGAACGUACAGUAUUACCUUCCAAGGCAAUAAAUGAUGGCGCACCUGUUUCACCGACUGUUCAUACGAAUGUCAUUGUAACGUUUCUAUUGUAUUUUCUUGGGCAUCUUCUCUAG